CUUGGCGUCAACAGGUCAUAGACGCCACCCGUAUUGCCACAUAAUCAUCAGGUCUGACUGAAACAGCGUUUCUGCCUUUUACAGGUAGACAGAAAAAAUAAUAACGUUGACACAUUGUUGAUAAUAUUACUACAUUUCAAGGCUUUUUCAUUACAGUGAAAUGAGUUGAAACAGAGCCGAGUUGUAUUAGAAAACAGCAAUACGCACAGCCCGACAGCCCGGUGAAUCUGGGAUGAAUUAGUGCUGCCUCAACCUCCUCGUCUUUCAUUGGGUCACUGGAGUUUAAAUUAAGUGGAUGAGAAACCCAUGGGGAGGGCUCUGCAUAAAUGAGAGUAAAGUUGAAUUUUAAACGCGUUAAAACUGUCACAAAGUGGCGUUAAAAGCGGCGUUUUAUGUCACAGAACGGCGAAAUAAGCGGCGUUCAAUGUCCGUACCAAACGCCGUAUUUUACGCCACCCACACAACGCGUCUGGGAUUAGGUGACGUAAAAAACGGCGUUCAAUGUCCGGAAAAAACGUCGUAUUUUACGGGCGUUCUACGGGACCGUUCAGAAUGGCGUCAAUUACGGCGUUCUGGCAGAGUUUUCGCCGUAUUUUACGACGUCUUGGCACAUCAAAUGGCGUUUUUUUCGCCAUUUCUUAACUAGACGGGUUGGGAAAGUGGCGUAUUGUGGCGGUUUUGGCUUGCCAUAAGAAAUUGCCAAGACAGUAGCGCAUGCGCAAGAGCGUUAUGUCGCCGGUCCCUGCGAGCUAGUUGUAAACAGAGCAGCAUGGGUAGAAAGAACGCACGCUAAAACUUGGGUCCACUUCACUAAAUGUGAUGGGUAACUGGAUGAAACCAGCGACAGACAAUGAUCUAAGUGAGACAUCCUCAUUUUAAUCUGCUCCGAUACAGAUAGUGGUGUACUCCUCAUCCCUAGUGACAACACGAGUGCUCACCUGGCUGUAGCACACAGAGCGUUGGACAUGUCGGUCGUGAGGGCUGUUCUGUGGAGUGUUCUGCUGUGUACAUUACCUCUCCAGCUGUGUGAGGCUGUUAACCUCAAAUGUACCGCCACUCGCAGAGGAAACCUGAUGAUUUACAGCAUAGACCACCAGGGUUUCCCUCCAGAUGUCAACCUGUCUAGCUGUUAUUUCUCGUGGAGCAAUGACAGUACCGUUCUUGCCAGUCAUCAGGACAAACUCCCAUCGGUGAAGACAAAAAGCCUAAAAAAUCUAGAGACUACGGAAUGCUUCACGAACGUUGUUCACAAAUCCCAUUGUGCAUCAAAGACAACUGGAUUUCUGACAAAUUUCCAGGCGAAAUGCAACGCAAAUUGCAGCAAAGAGGGUCACAAAGUUACAGCAUUACCUCUCCAGCUGUGUGAGGCUGUUAACCUCAAAUGUACCGCCACUCGCAGAGGAAACCUGAUGAUUUACAGCAUAGACCACCAGGGUUUCCCUCCAGAUGUCAACCUGUCUAGCUGUGAUUCCUCAUGGAGCAAUGACGGUACCGUUCUUGCCAAUCAUCAGGACAAACUCCCAUCGGUGAAGACAAAAAGCCUCAAAAAUCUAGAGACUACGGAAUGCUUCACGAACGUUGUUCACAAAUCCCAUUGUGCAUCAAAGACAACCGCAUGUCGGACUAAUUUCCGGGCGAACUGCACCUCAAGUUGCAGAGAAGAGGGUCACAAAGUUACGGUUCCUCUGGUUCUCGGUAUCGUAGCCGUAGUAGGACUGUGUAUGGCUGUGGGUGGAUACUUCUUCUACAAAUCCAGAAAGGAAAAUCACAGGUACUGUUUCAUUUUUAUCCUUUUAACCUAACAGGGAGCCCAAGUCUCCUUUCCGGUCGGCCCAUGGGUCCACGGAAGAACGAAAAAAUGAAAGCAAGUCAACGGGGCUGAAAAUGCUAUUUUUUAACCCGCUUUGCCUUACGCCCUGGAUCACACAUGUUGUACUGCAAUUUAGAUGAAAAGUAACGACGGGUGUUUCAGCCACGCCAGUCACGUACUUUGAGAUUUAUCAGCUUGUAAAAGUUCGUAAUUAGCAUGAUUACAAACUAGAAAUCAGCGUGUUCCAUUUGUGACGUCACCACAUAAUCUCCUCUCCCCUAGCGUAGCUGCUACUUACCACAUGACCAAAUUUAUGGUGGUUCUUUCCUCCUGUGGGAAGUUUGCUGAACUUACGGCCAUUUUCCCUCAGUUUUCUCCGUUUCUGGUUCGAUGACAUCACUUUAAUGAAGCACAUUAGUAGUCCUGGACUUAUUUUCACACAAAACCUAAAAUAUUGUUCUCCCCGUUCGAAAAUAAGCUCGUUCUUAACAACAUGUGUCAUUAAAAUUCACGGACGUCAAAUGUGAAAUCCAUGGAACAAAACAAGCGGAAUUAGAAAAUAGCCGUUUUGCCCCGUUGACUUGCAUUCAUUUUUUUGUUCUUCUGGGGACCCGUGGUGCUGAAGUGACUUAGUCUCGUUAUGAACAGCAUCUCUUCUCAUCAUUGGUCAUGACUGAAACAUUUUGUCUGUUUUCAGCUA
Molecule: messenger RNA, 2510 nt
Organism: Nothobranchius furzeri (turquoise killifish)
Lineage: Eukaryota; Metazoa; Chordata; Actinopteri; Cyprinodontiformes; Nothobranchiidae
Source: RefSeq, a predicted model, not a curated record